AUGCAGGACAGGGAACGGAAAAAAAAGGAGAGCGUUAUCGACCUCUCGAAGUAUAUUGACAAGAAGAUUCGGGUGAAGUUUCAAGGUGGUCGCGAGGCAAGUGGAAUUCUCAAAGGAUUCGACGCCCUGUUGAACCUAGUCUUGGAUAAUACCGUCGAAUAUCUCAGGGAUCCCGAUGAUCCAUACAAAUUGACCAACGACACCAGAAACUUGGGCCUGAUCGUUGCUCGAGGAACGACUGUGAUGGUUGUCAGCCCUACUGAUGGGUUGGAGCAGAUCGCUAACCCAUUCGUUCAAGGAGAAUGA
Molecule: messenger RNA, 306 nt
Organism: Soboliphyme baturini
Lineage: Eukaryota; Metazoa; Nematoda; Enoplea; Dioctophymatida; Soboliphymatidae
Source: the annotation of a GenBank genome assembly